AUGACCCUUAUUCCCACCACGGACUCGUUUUCGAAAACGGCACGGCCAAUCCCAGUGCCUGUUGACUCCAAGAACGUUGGAAAGCGGCCCAACUUUAUCAUGUUCAUGCUGGACCAGCUGCGCCAUGAUGCACUGGGCUGUACACAGGACAGCACUGGCACGGGCACAAAGCCGUCGCCGAUCCCGACGCGCAACAUUGGCUCUUUCCGACGACGCGGCACUCUGUUUACAGAGUGUUACGUGCAAGCAUCGGUGUGCGCCCAGUCGCUCUGCAGCAAGUUCACCGGCACAUACCCACACAUCAGCUGCCACCGCAGCCUGAACAACCUCACCAAGCCGUGGGAACCAAACGUCUUGCGGAGUUUGAAAGAGAACGGCUACCACGUCGCAUGUCUAGCGCCUCAAGGCGACACGUUUGCCUCCACCGUCACAGAAAUGAGCCUCAAUAAGUACGGCUUCCUCGAGACGCCUGACUGUCUACCCGGUUUCGCCGAGCCAGGUAACAAUUCCCAGCCUGAUGCAGAUGACAUCUGGGGUCGUCUCUCUACAAGGGACUGCGACCGCCCGAGCAGGCAUCCGACUAUGAUGAUGCGUGACAAACCGCGAGUGUUAUUCCGGCCGCUGUUGUUCCCGCACUGUCCCUUCCAGGUCGAGGAGCCGUACUUCAGUAAGUACGAUCGCGAGUCCGUCGGGAGUGUCGUUUCGACGCCAGAGGCAAAGACGGGCUAUGAGCCGCGCUACAUGCAGACAAUCCGUGAGCGAUAUGGCACAGCGCGGGCAACGGAUGCCAUGUGGCGCGAGAUCAAGGCGACCUAUUAUGGCAUGAUUGCGCGCCUUGACGACCAGUUUGGCAGGCUGGUCAAGGCCCUGGACGAUCUAUGCAUCUGGAAAGACACAGUUACUUUAUUCUUCACAGACCAUGGCGAGUACUUGGGCGACCACGGCUUGAUUGAGAAGUGA
Molecule: messenger RNA, 960 nt
Organism: Sporothrix schenckii 1099-18
Lineage: Eukaryota; Fungi; Ascomycota; Sordariomycetes; Ophiostomatales; Ophiostomataceae
Product: sulfatase
Exons: 2
Coding region: 1-960 (319 amino acids)
Molecular function (GO): iduronate-2-sulfatase activity
Source: RefSeq, a predicted model, not a curated record